Arabidopsis lyrata subsp. lyrata is the source of this 1232-nucleotide messenger RNA. Its product is annotated as probable LRR receptor-like serine/threonine-protein kinase At1g51820. The coding region runs from base 496 to 1158 and encodes 220 amino acids. The record is from RefSeq and is a predicted model, not a curated record. The transcript is spliced from 5 exons. Lineage: Eukaryota; Viridiplantae; Streptophyta; Magnoliopsida; Brassicales; Brassicaceae. Gene Ontology annotation, biological process: protein phosphorylation. Gene Ontology annotation, molecular function: protein kinase activity; ATP binding.
AUCUUCUUCCUUUGCCGACAGAAAAGGUCACUAAAAGUCUCAGGGCCACCAUCGUCCAAUGGUCCAUCCCCUGCAUCAUCCCAUGGUCCAUCCCCUGCAUCAUCUGAGCUGACUGUAACGACGAGAAUCACAAGGUUUACUUACUCACAAGUCACAACCAUGACUAAAAACUUCCAAAGAGUCAUCGGGGAAGGAGGGUUUGGAAGCGUUUAUCUUGGUUUUGUCAAUGGUGCCGAACAAGUAGCUGUGAAGGUCCUCUCUCAUUCAUCUUCGCAAGGAGAUAGAGAGUUCAGAGCCGAGGUUUUAUUUUACUCUUAUAUACGUACUUACCCUCGCAAACUUAGUCUCUUUCAUGAAAACGUCCAUGGUUUAACUACACAUAAACUCUGGUUUGGUGUUUAAGUACAGCUACUUCUCAGGGUUCAUCACAAGAACUUGGUUGGCCUUGUUGGGUACUGUGACGAGGGAGAGAAUCUGGCACUCAUAUAUGAGUAUAUGGCCAAUGGAGAUCUAAAAGAACAUAUGUCAGGAAGAACACGUAAUAACUUUAUCAUGAGCUGGGAAAAUAGACUUAAGAUAGCGACCGAGACUGCACAAGGAUUAGACUAUUUACAUAGCGGAUGCGCUCAGGCAAUAGUACAUAGAGACGUCAAGACAACAAACAUUUUGUUGAAUGACCAUUUUGAAGCCAAGCUGGCUGAUUUUGGACUUUCAAAGUCAUUCCCAGACAGAGGUGAAAGCCAUGUGUCAACGGUUGUUGCUGGAACUCCGGGGUAUCUAGAUCCAGAGUAUUACAAAACAGGAUGGUUGACGGCUAAAAGCGACGUAUACAGUUUUGGAGUCGUACUGUUGGAGCUGCUCACAAACCAAGCUGUAGUUGACCAAAGCCGUGAAAAGCAUCAUAUUGGAGGAUGGGUAGGAGCAAAGCUUACCAAUGGAGACAUGAGCAGCAUCGUGGAUCCAAGGCUCGAUGGAAAUUAUCAUUCUGGCUCUGCAUUGCAAUCUAUUGAGUUAGCCAUGGCUUGCCUAAACCCAUCUUCCUCGGAAAGACCGACCAUGUCCCACGUUGUUAAUGAAUUAAAGAAGUGUUUGCUCGCGUCUCAACUCUCAACUCUCAACAAGGACAGUUCCAUACAUACUGAAAUUGAAGUUACAUGAUGUGUUCAAUUUUCUCUACAAACUAUAUAUAUAUAUCUUUAAAUUAUGUUCAAACCCUACCAACUUUGUCUUAA